Messenger RNA from Exophiala xenobiotica, 804 nucleotides. RefSeq lists its product as uncharacterized. Lineage: Eukaryota; Fungi; Ascomycota; Eurotiomycetes; Chaetothyriales; Herpotrichiellaceae. Gene Ontology annotation, cellular component: PAM complex, Tim23 associated import motor. The coding region runs from base 1 to 804 and encodes 267 amino acids. Gene Ontology annotation, biological process: protein import into mitochondrial matrix; protein folding. The record is from RefSeq and is a predicted model, not a curated record. The transcript has 2 exons. Gene Ontology annotation, molecular function: adenyl-nucleotide exchange factor activity; protein-folding chaperone binding; protein homodimerization activity.
AUGCUUCGAAGACAGGUCCUGCGGCAGUCCCGCGCCAUCUCAGAAUCCCUCGCAGCAUCACCGCAAAUACGGCGGCGUUCGCCAUUCUCUUCUGCAACCUUCAUCUCUCCCCGGUCAUCUGUGCCCGCCUCAUACUCCUCCAGAUUAGGCCGGAGAUGGCAGUCCACAGAGGCUGAUAAAGCUGCAAACGCCGACGAAAACAUAGCUCCCCAGACAGAACAGACGAAAGCACCAGAGGCGAAGGAAGAUCCUACAAAGCAGGAACUCGAGAAGGCAAAGAAGGAAAUCAUUGACCUAAAGGACAAAUACCUCCGCUCGGUUGCUGACUACCGCAACCUGCAGGAGCGAACGAAACGAGAAACCGAGUCUGCACGACAAUUCGCCCUGCAACGCUUCGCCACCGACCUGCUCGAUUCCAUAGAUAACCUUGACCGAGCACUCACUGCUGUACCCAAAGAAGUCCUUGGAAAUGCCACAACGUCAAACACCUCGUCCUCAGACCCCAACGCCGCUGCUGCAUCGGAGUCUAUGUCCGAUGCGAACAAGCAUCUCAUCGACCUACACGGGGGCCUCAUGAUGACGGAAGGCAUCCUGAUGUCCACGCUGAAAAAGCACGGCAUCGAGAGGUUCGAUCCGCUGGAGGGCGAGGGGCGAAAGUUCGACCCCAACACCGACGAGGCGACCUUCUUCGCAAAGGUUGAUGGCAAGCAGGAUGGGGAGGUCUUCUUCACUCAGAGCAAGGGAUACAAACUGAAUGGCAGAGUCCUGAGGGCAGCCAAGGUUGGCGUUGUUAAGAAUUCAUAA